Messenger RNA from Argentina anserina (silverweed cinquefoil), 4739 nucleotides. RefSeq names its product disease resistance protein RPV1-like. Bases 140 to 3142 code for a protein of 1000 amino acids. The transcript has 10 exons. The record is from RefSeq and is a predicted model, not a curated record. Lineage: Eukaryota; Viridiplantae; Streptophyta; Magnoliopsida; Rosales; Rosaceae. Gene Ontology annotation, molecular function: ADP binding. Gene Ontology annotation, biological process: signal transduction; defense response.
AGAAAGCAAAACGAUCAUAGGGUUCUCAUUUCAACCUCACUCUCCCAUUGAGAGCUGGGAUCUCAGUACUCAAUCUUUGAAACAAAAGAACUCAAGGAAGGCAGAUCAGUAGGAUCGAGUAAAGCCAAGCAAGCGGAAUAUGGCUUCUCCGGCCGCUCAAGCAGCAGCCAGUUCUUCAUCUACAUCUCUCCCACCUUUAUCUACUGAUCAGCCAAAUCAUUACACCUACGAGGUCUUCCUGAGCUUUCGGGGUGAGGAUACUCGCUAUGGUUUUACAGAUCAUUUGCACAGCGCUUUGUAUGAGAAAGGAAUCAAGACCUUCAUUGAUGAUGAGCUCCGGAGAGGAGAAGAAAUAUCAUCAGCCCUUGUCAAAGCAAUUGAGGAGUCCAGAGUUUCAGUUGUCGUCUUCUCGCAAAACUAUGCUUCGUCAAGGUGGUGCUUAGAUGAACUGGUCAAGAUACUUGAAUGCAGAAAAUCAAAAGGGCAAGAGGUCAGAUCAGUUUUUUACAAGGUGGAUCCUUCAGACGUACGAUACCAGAGAGGCGCUUUCGGGAAGGCAUUUGCUAAGCUUGAUCAACACAAACACAAGGAUAGCAUGGAGAAGUGGAAAGCAGCUCUUACGGAAGCAGCAGAUUUGUCUGGUUGGCCUUACAAGGAUGGCGAGUACGAGGCCAAAUUUAUUAAGAAGAUUGUUGGGGAGUUGUCCGCCCGAGUAGUAAACCCUUCAUGUGAGUUGCACGUAGCCACACAUCCAGUUGGAUUAGGCUCUUGUACAAAAUAUGUCAUCCAACUUUUACAGUUGACGAAGGAAAAUGUUAAUGUUCGUAUGGUAGGUAUAUGGGGGCCUGGUGGAAUAGGAAAGACCACAAUUGCCAAAAAUGUGUUUAAUUCAAUUCGCCAUGAGUUUGAAGGUAGCUGUUUCUUGGAAGAUGUAAGAUCUAAUUCAAAUGGCCUAGAACAAUUACAAGACAGACUUUUGUUUGAUAUCUCAAAGGACUCAACUUUGAAGGUGACCAGUGUUAAUCAAGGAGUCGGUUUUAUAAAGGCAAGGAUGCGACAUAAAAAGGUUCUGUUAGUUCUUGAUGAUGUGAGUCAUUCUAGCCAAUUACAGAGGUUAGCUCCGUCCCCUGAAUGUUUUGGGCCAGGCAGUAGAGUUCUCAUAACAACAAGAGAUACACGUUUGUUAAAAGCUCAUGACGUUGAUGAAGUAUAUGAGGUCAAAAUGUUAAAUUAUUAUCGUGCUUUGGAGUUGUUUAGCUUGAAUGCAUUCAAAAGAAUUAGACCUCCAGACGAUUACCUCGAACUUGCACGACGUGCAGUAAGCUAUGCCCAAGGCCUUCCAUUAGCUUUGGUAGUUUUAGGCUCUCAUCUGUAUCGUAGAAGCAGAGAGGAGUGGAAGGCUACAUUAGAUAGAUGUAGGGGAGAAGAUCCUCAUAGAGAGAUAAGCGUCGUGCUCAAAAUAAGUUAUGAUGCUCUGGGGGUAGAGUUGAAAAGACAUUUUCUUGAUAUUGCUUGUUUCUUCAAGGGCAAGCUUGUAGAUGAUGUGAAACCUAUACUAGAUGCUUGCUAUGACCUCAAAUCAGUGAAGGGUAUAGCACAACUCCAAGAAAAGGCCUUAAUAAGAAUUGAUGGGAAGGGGAGUGAAGAAAGGAUUUGGAUGCAUGACUUGAUAGAAGAAAUUGGUAAAGACAUUGUGUAUCAAGAGUCACCUGAUGAACCUGGGGAGCGCAGCAGAGUGUGGAGUGCAAAAGAUGCCGAUCACGUACUAACAAAUAAUACAGGGACAAAUAAAAUUAUAGCCAUCCAUGGCCAGUUUUUGUGGCUAUCAUCUACAAUAUCUUUGAAUGCUAAAAGUUUCUCCGAAAUGAAGAGUUUGAAAUAUAUUUCUAUGGGUAAGGACUUGAAAUAUGAACAUUUCUCUGGAUGCAUUGAUUAUAUGUCCAAUCAGUUGAGGUGGCUUGAUUGGCCUCAAUGUCCAUUGCAAUCCUUCCCGUCCGAGUUUUGUGCAAACAAACUUGUAAAGCUCAAUAUUCCUGACAGCUGGGGACUGACACGACUAUGGGAAGGGCGUAAGAAUCUUUCAGGGCUUACAUGUAUAAAUUUAAGGGGGUGUAAAUCGUUGACUCAACUCCCAGACUUCAGUAGGAUCCCCUCCUUGAAAGAGUUAGAUCUAUCUGAGUGUAUCAGUUUAGUUGAGGUUCCUGAUUCCGUUGGAUUUCUUGGUAACCUUGUUUCCUUGAAUGUUAACCGCUGUUCUAAUCUAAUUAUGUUUCCGAGAAAAAUCCACUGGAAAUCUAUGAAAACUAUUUCUAUUAACCAUUGUAAGCUUCAGGAGUUUUCAGAAGUGGGGGAAGAGCUGGAUUCAUUAACAAAUUUGGAUCUAUCAGGCACUUGGAUUAAAGAAUUGCCUGCGUCCAUUACAAAUCUUAUUGGCCUGGAGGAGUUGAAACUAGUGAAUUGUCAUGAUCUUACAACUCUGCCGUCUGAUAUAUAUGAGUUGCACAAUCUUAAGGUUCUUGAUGUGAGUGGAUGCUCAAAACUGGCUACAUUUCCAGCAAUUCCAAUGCAGAUGGAUUCUUUGAGACAACUUUUUCUAGAACGUACUGAUAUCAGAGAAUUGGACCAGUCAAUUGGAAAUCUCAUUGGACUUGAAUGGUUGUUCCUCAAUGGUUGCAAAAAUCUUACAACUCUACCAAGCAGCAUUUACGACUUGCAAAAUUUGGAGAAGCUUCAUCUUUCUAACUGCUCAAAACUUGUAAGAUUUCCAACAAAUACCUACACUGAUGAUUGCUCACUAUCACUUCCGAGUUUACGUUGGUUCGCCCUCAGAGGAUGCAAUUUAUCAGAUUGUGAUUUCCUUAUUACUCUUAAUUGCUGGGAAACAAUAGAGCAACUUGAUCUUUCAAGAAACAAUAUUGUCAGUCUUCCUGACUGCAUCAGGAAAAGUGGAAACUUGCGGUGGCUUUCCUUAGAGGGUUGCAAGAGACUCCGAGAUAUUCCAGAGCUUCCACCAAACCUAAUUUACUACACAGGAGCUUCCUUCAACUUGAUCAAGUCAAUUCCAACGUCAUGGCUUUCUUUCUCUUCUGAACCGGUAUCUAUUCGUCCAGCACGUGAGAUGCCAAGGCUUAAUUUCUUCUGAACCGGUUCACUUCCUCCGACAUUUGAAAGGAACCAGUAACUGUGUUUGUCUAUACCAUCCACUUCAAAGUUGAGACAAUAAUAUGAUUUACGCAUGGUUCCGCAUGAGGCAAACAAGAGGCUGAUGCAGGGCUUCUUCAUGGUGUUGGUCAAUCUGGACAGGAGUACCCUCUACUGAUACCUAUGGAUUUAAAUGUAGGAGUAUCAUUAAGAGAAAGUUUAAAUUUCCAGCCGAGCAACUGUUGUUCCAGAAUUUUUAGCUUGAGGUGGCUUUACUUGUGGGAUUGCAAGAGACUCAAAAAAUUUCCGGAGCUUCCAGCAAACUCUGAGGCUCGUUGACACUGUUGAUAGAAGAUGAUGAUGAAGAAGCUUUUAUGGUUUAGAUGCUGAUGCAGGCCCUCUCCAACUUCUUAGAAUCGGUGAAUUCCAAAGCUUUCUUUGGUGAAAGGUUACAGACGAUGACUAGUGUAUUAUUCAAUUGCACGCCUCGUCGUGCAUCAUUUUUUGUGAAGCCUCAAAGAAUGGUGUGGAUUAACUAUAAAGCUACUGUGAGGAGCAGCUGCUAGCCAAAGUUACAACGAAUUGUUUUUUUUUUUUAAAGACAUUACUGGUGAAGCUGUUGGUCGGGUUGGAUUUGGCCUUUUUUGUGGAUUAGUCCUAAAAGUAGAAAGUUUCCGAGCCCUGUGCACAGCAGCACAUAAUCAGUAGCUAGCAGCAAGCUGGACUACCAUUACCAAGCUGUAUUGGCAACAGAUCAUAUGUUGUGGUUGAUGAGGGUUUUCAAGAGUCAUAAGCAAGUAUCAUGAGUCUCUUUAGAGGCUGCUCCAGGUCUGGCUCUGUCCAACAUAUCUAUUCAGCAAAGCUGAUCAAUUGGUAUGACCGUAUGUGUCGACCUUUGAGAAAAAGAAUAACAAUUAAUCAACAUCUUAGAUAAAAUCAACCAGACAUGCCGUCGAACCCUUUUUAAAUGAUUUUCUCCUUUGCACCACCAGUAUGAGAACAACUUGCACAAGAAACAGUCAUCUUAUCUAGAACUUCACCAUAGCGUAACAAAUACUUCGCCAUGUCAAUCUCAUUCGGUGUUCCUUUGAAUCCCUUUAUGGAAAGAGUCUUGAGCUUUUAAGCCAAACAAGUAGGCACAAACUCUGGUCGAUGCGAAGCAUCCGCUUCUGCGUUUGCAAAGUCUAAGACAAGAGAUUCCAGAUUAGGCGAUUUGUUAAGCACGUCUGCUAGCCAGUUCAUGGUAGUUCUCUGCUACUUCUUAUUGAAAACCAGAUCUAGCUUGAUCAGAUUACUAAAAGCAUGAAGCAAAUCGGGCUCAAAAUCAGGAACUGAGAUGGUCAUAUAUCUGAUGACACUAGAAAUACCAUGGAGGAACUCAGCAACACGGUCAGCAGAAGCUUCCUCAAAGUCUUGGAGUUGAACUUUGGCUUGAACUAACAAGUUUGAGUUUUCCCAAUAAUACCUUGACAUAACAUUUCCGGCAACAGAAAGGUUUUCAAGUUUCGGGGCGUCGAUAAGGAAAUUGCAUGGCACCCCACCUUCAGCAGCACAUUCAUCAUAAUAAUCAUCUUGUAAUUCUUGUUCUGUAAUUACGC